This is a messenger RNA of Triticum aestivum (bread wheat), 1825 nucleotides long. RefSeq lists its product as uncharacterized. Lineage: Eukaryota; Viridiplantae; Streptophyta; Magnoliopsida; Poales; Poaceae. The transcript is spliced from 7 exons. The record is from RefSeq and is a predicted model, not a curated record. The coding region runs from base 19 to 1644 and encodes 541 amino acids.
CGUCUUCUCGUCAGAGACAUGUUCCUGGAGCAAGAAGGAGGCCACGCCGCAUUGUUGCGUCCCUAUGCGACCUCCAAGCAGAUCGCGGUCGGAGCAAGCGCGCUGGGCUGGGUUGAUAUCUCACGCGGCAUUACUCCCCUCUGCGACCUGUUCGACGAGUGUCCUGUCGUAAAAUACAUCCCCUUCCCGGCGCCAGGGGUUUGCAUCACACCCUACUACCGUCUCACUCGUCACUCGGCGCAAUGCUUCCACGAUGUCGCCUGCUAUGACGGUCUGAUCAAAUUCGUCGAGAUAGGCUUCGAUGAACCUGACUGCAUGAUAAAGGGUAAAGGCCGGAGAGCCACCACAUGGAUCAGAAACAUCUGUUGGGGAAGUUGGCGUAAGCACACCAGAGUUGAUGUCGCUAACAUCUCGGUUGAUCCAAGAUAUUCUGCUCUGUUGCCUGAGCUGUGGAACCAUGAGACCCAUAAGCUAGAGCUGAAGAAACUGGUUUUCUUACUACCCACCCUGAGCGUGCGCAACGAUGAUCUUCUUCACAUCAUGGCCAAGGUGGGUGGGGAACAUGACAAGGCCUGGGUCAUCGCCGUUGACAUGAAAAGUGCGGUUGUGGAGGGACUAGCCCCGGUUUCGACCGGACGGUACUGCCCCAGUACAAUGUUCUCCCCAUGUGCCUUCCCCAGUUACCUCAACAACAUGACCCAAGGAAACAAGUCUGAAGAACCACUCGUUGGAUGUGAUGGAGGAAUCUUGGAAGAAGAGGAAAUUCAAGCCGAGCACAGGAUAAGAGGGCCUGAGAUGGGCAACCCAGUGGACAAAUACUUUAAGAGGAUGAGUGCUUCACAGUGUGCUCUGCAAGUGCUGUUGACUCAACGCUGGUUCAGGGAACUUGAUGAAUGGUUGGAUUCUCAGGGGUCAGCUUGUGAUGCAUGCUGCAAAUCACUACCUUACUGGUGUCCAGCAUCAGCUCUGUGUUUCGAUAUUAAGGCAGUGGUAAACUAUGCUUCCUAUAAUGGUGAAGGAGAAGGUGCUUCCAUGGCUGUAGAUUCCUGCUUACGGUAUGUAUGUAUGUGUGUAUAUAUACGAGGAAACUUUAUGAACUGCACUUUGUUUGUGGGACUAUUUAACGCCUCUUGCUUCCCUAGAGCUUUGGACGAUUUCUAUAAACUACUGAAGGAGUCACCUCUGAGUGAUCCAUCAACAACUGAAGCCAUGAAGCGUCAAAUCAGGGUUGCCCUUGGAGCUCUAGACAGCAUCUUGGAAUUUGUACCACUAAACCGUAUGCCCAGGAGCAUACAAAAGGCGCUUGUAGAUGUUUGCCUGGAAGAAAAAGAAAAAACACUAGUAUGUGAACACUUGGAGAAGCCAGGCCAUACAGAGGAUGAAUCUGACGAAUGGCAGCAAUGGGGAUCAGACUCGGGGGACGAAUCGGAUGAAUGGCAGCAAGGGUCAUCCGACUCGGAGGAUGAAUCUGAUGAAUGGCAGCAAGUAGGACCCGACUCGGAUGACUCUGUAGAGACUCGCGGGGAGAAGCAGGCACAGGUUCUGGGUCGCCGGUCGGGGCACUCGUAUUGGCUGUAUUUUGUUGGCUGUGUGUUGGUAGCGGUCGCCGCAAGAGCGUUGAGUCACCUCACUUUAAUGUCAUAGAGCCAGUAUCUUGUUAUUCUCUCUCUGCCGGAAGAGUAAUUAUGCCAAUCAAAAAAGAAAGGGAAAGAAAAGAGAGAGCAUAUUCUAGCUAGGAGCUCCUGUGCCGUGCAUGUAAAAAGGUAGUGUUGUGGAAACUAGUGUUCAAUGAAGGUUUAUAUAGGUGGUGGUUAAUGUAUCAGCC